Histoplasma mississippiense is the source of this 720-nucleotide messenger RNA. RefSeq lists its product with no specific name. Gene Ontology annotation, molecular function: glutathione peroxidase activity; glutathione transferase activity. Gene Ontology annotation, biological process: glutathione metabolic process. The record is from RefSeq and is a predicted model, not a curated record. The coding region runs from base 1 to 720 and encodes 239 amino acids. The transcript has 3 exons. Gene Ontology annotation, cellular component: peroxisome; mitochondrion. Lineage: Eukaryota; Fungi; Ascomycota; Eurotiomycetes; Onygenales; Ajellomycetaceae.
AUGGGUGCAAAGAUAGAAACAUAUCUCGACUGCCGAUAUUCCCAGUUUUCCUGGGAGGAAUCAAUGCUGGCUCAGGCAAUACACCUCCCUGGACAAACCCAGCGAAGGCAAAAUACGGCCAAUUUGACCGUCAACGAGCCUCCCGGUAUUUCAAAGUCACAGACAUGGUUCCUCCACCAUUCUUCCCCCCCGUCACAAUUCUGGUAUACCCUUUGCCCCCUUUCUCCCCCUUCGGGAUGGAUCCAGGUAUCCUCUCUCGUAUGUGGAUUGUGGAUUAGGAUGGCCCUCUGGUUUACUAACACCUCAACCUCCCGCAAGCCUCAACGUGUGGCCACCUAUCUCAAGGCCAACUACCCCCGGGACCGCUUCGAGAAAACCUUCCUCUUGUACUGGACCUACAUGUUCUACCGGCACAUCGACCUCAGCAAGCCCGAGAACAUGAUGGCCUUGCUCCGCGAGGAGAAGUACAGCGACGUGGAAAUCGAAACCAUCAUGAAAGGCGCACAGACCCCUGAGGGGAAAAAGGCGCUGACCGAUCGGACGAAGGAGGCGUUGGAUCGGGGUGCGUUUGGGGCGCCGUGGUUCUGGGUGACAAAUGCACAGGGGAAGGCUGAGCCGUUCUUCGGCAGUGAUCAGUGGCCAUUACAUGUGGCAGUUCUUGGGCAUACCGUUUCAGGAUGUGAGAAUUAUAACGAAGGGGGCGAAGUUGUGAGGAAGUAG